AGCUGUUUUCAAAGCAAACAAUCAUUUUCAUUGUUAUUGCGGAGCACUUGACGAUCUCUCUUUGUUUUUUUCAUUUCAUUGUUCUUGCUUUACUCGUCCUUUCUUUUUCAAUCGUGGGCGCUAUUUUGGAGUGGCACGCUAUCUCGGACUAGCGUGGGGACGCUGACCAGAAAAGGAAAGCAAACACGCAAGAGAAGAAGGCGGUGCCGCGCGCACACUCACACACGCACACAGCGGGGUCGAAGCGGCAUCUUUCGCUUUUUCGUUUCUGCACACACUCGCAGGCGGCACGUAUCGAAGCUGAUAACAGUUUAUGAAGCGUAACGAUAUUACUCCCCGCAAAAAUACCCCUCUCUAAAAACAACAACAACAAAAGAAAAAAUAUCAAGACAGUACGGUGAUCGAAAGUGCUGAAUGGCAUUAGGACCAACGCAUUCGUUUUGCCGGUUGCUGAGGAGAAGCAAUACCUUCAGCGGACGCCGUGGAUGGAUGGAUCCUUGACCGGCUUGAGGAGCUUCACAGGUCGCUGGGCAGCGAUUACCAACACGCAACUCUUCGUUUCUGUGUGUGUGUGUGUGUGUGUGGAAAGGGUUGGUGAAGCGGUUUACGGCUCAACGUGCUGAACGAUUGAAAGCAUGUGAACUUAUUAUUGUUAUUAUCGAACACGACGGAAGUGUUGAUGAGGUCCGAAUGGAGGCCUUCAGCUUACAGCGCACUCGAAACCUUUUUCCGUUGUUUGCGUUCUCUCCCUCCUGUAUCAUCACUUUUUCGUCUGUUUUCUUCUUUUCCUUUCCCUUUCGCUCCUUUGCUUGCGUUGCACCGAUAACCUACGCGGCUACACUUCACACAACUGCAUUCCGUACUCAUUCACAUACACAUACGAAUAUUAUAUAUAUGUUCAUCUUCCAAAGCAGUACAAGAGAUCUCUGCCGAGCAGAGUUGUGCCUUUUCUCUUGAUAUUCAUAUUCACAUUCCCAAUCUAAGCGCCGCCGAAAGAGGUGGGCGGCUGCUCUCGGCAGGUAUUUUCGAUACAACUGUUAUUUUCCGUUUUAACCGGCUUCCUUCUCAUUUUGGGCCGUACCGACUUGUCUUGAUACACCCAAUCAAACGGGCGCCUUUCUUUGCCUUCUUCUUCCUGAUUGGGGUAGUGCCUGUAUUAGUCAGCUUCGACGCCGUGCUGAGCGUUUCUGCUUCGCCACAGACUUUCAAGCUUGGUGUUGUCUGCUGGCAGACCUGCAGAUUGUGCUCGGUCUCUAUUUCUGUUUUUUUUUCGCACGGCUUCUUGCGUACAGCGCGCUACACCACGGCAGAGGAGCUUUCAAGCGCUUGGUAGCAAAAUCAAUGUAUGAGUUUCUUUUUUCUUCUCUUUGGCUCAGAGCUUUUUCGCUUUGUUUCUUUCGUUUUCCCUAAUCUGCACAUUUUACUCACUUCUGCUUGUUUUCUCUUUGGCAUGUGGCUUUGGGGUCUUUUUCUUUUUCUUUUGGUUGUUUUUUGUGCUUUCUUCACCACCUUGAAAGUCUUCUCUUCUUAUUUUCAACUGUGAACAGCCGCUUUCUUCGCUUUCCUGUUUUCGUUUUUCUCCCUUUUUGUUUUGCUAGAGUAAAUAAUUCCUUCUAUGUGUCUGCUUCUUCGCUUUCGUUUGUGAACUUUCUGCGCUCUGCCGCUUUUCCCUCUUUGGAGCCUUCCUGCUCUGCGGCUCAAAUUCCUUUUCUUUUGGCGAAGUGUGUGUAGUCGUUUUUUUUUUAGUAUUACUUUUCGUUUGUUUACGUUGAGUGUGUUGCCGUCACUGUGCGUGGUGUACCGGUGUUCUCCUUUUUUACAAAUAAGAAUUCAACUCAAAGCUUCCCCUCCUCCAUCCUCUUUCCCCCCUUUUCCGUUUUGUGAGGUGUCGGCGUUUGCAGUGACGCGUUGUGUAUUUCCCUGCCCGCCAUCGCACGCCGUUUGGCGUUCUUCGUUUUCUCCCCUCUCCGUCUCUCUCUCUUUAUUUUCUUUGUUCGGUGUGUUGUAUGCGAAGUUGCCACGCCCCGACUAUUAUUAUUAGUAUUAUCUUGCUGCUGAUUUCUCUCUCGCUCUCCUUUGAAGAUGGCCGAGAGAGGUAGAGAGGAAAUCUCCUCCACCCAGUCCGUGCCUUCUCGCCUCGAUGUUAAUUCACUUCCCGCUGACGCGCAGAGGGAAGAUAGUGCAGCUGCACAACUGAUACGCAACGGUCUAACCCAACAGCACCUUCCACAUUACGUGUUUCCAAGCUCUGUCCGCUCCAAUGGCGAGGCCGACGACUACUCCGUCGACGGCGGCGACGGCGGUUGUGAGGGGGAGUCGCCACGGCUGGCGCGGUCCAACUCCGUGUCCUCUACCACCAGUUGGUAUUCCCCCUCGAAGCGUCGUGCCGGCCUCGGCACGCAGCGUCGCAACGCCCUUCUCUUUCGCAGCGUGGACUUCAAGCAGUUCGACUCCCCCACCCCAAACGCGAAGCGCCGCAAGAGUACUGGCGGGGCAGCAGCCACCCCCAAAGUUUCGAGCGACUCCGAGGACGGCAGUGGGGGCUAUGGUAGCAGCAGUAGCAGUAGUGGUAGCGACAGCAUGGACAGCAGUUCCGUAGAAAGCAUAUCGACUGAGGACGACCGCAGCGAUUCCCGCCACGCCUCCUCGCUGAGCAGGACAAACCUGGCGGUUGCGUCCCCUCUGGAUCAACUCUUUGCGGUGGUGGCGCGCAGUACGCGGCAGCUGUGGCGGCGCAAGUUGGAUCUGCUGCUCGAGGUCGUCGUGCCGCUCAUCUUCAUCGCCGUGUCCAUCGCCCUGUGGGCCAUCUGGGGCAACGAGUACAACAAGGAGAUGCAGUACCUCAACUACUCCGAGAUUAGCGUCACAGAGAGCACCAUCGGCGCUGCCGGGCUCACCAUCCCGGUUGUGUACGACUUUACGUGUAUUAGGCAGCCAGCAGGGACGGGCGUGUUUCCGUACUUCACGACGUGCCCGAACAACCCGAAUGUAAUCUGCGAUGGCGACCCGACCUUCCUGCCGUUCCCCGAGGGCACACGUAUUUGCCGAUUCAACUACACGUACAUCUCCAACUGGGAGACCCUCAUUUCGGCAUCGCUGCAGUUCUACUGGCGGAGGCUGACGGCAAUCCCCACCUUGGACGCCCUUAUCUCUUUCCAGUGGACCGUGCUGACCUCGUACAAGGAGAUAAUCCCGCUCAUCUCCGCCACCAUGGGGGGUCUCGCAGCGAACACCCGCUUUAGCUCCAUCCUCUGCUCUGGCACCCUCUACUUCGUUGGCCCUUCCGACGCGACGGCCCAGCUGAUCACGUACAUGGACAAAACCUCGAAGUUGUUCACUUACGUGGUAGACAGGACGGUGUACAGCUCCGUCGCCGCUGCUCGAGCAGCCAGUAGAGCGAAAGAGAACGGACGGUUGUGGGCCAUCGUGGAGCUGCGGCAGGUGGAUGCGAUGGGGCUCGAUCUGGUGCUCCACAUGAACAACUCCGCCCUGCCCUCCUUCGGCACAACCUACGACGACGCCUACAGCGGUGGCGUGCUCUUUGACACCGCCGAGCUGUACGUCCUCUCCGGCUUCAGCACCCUGCAGCAGCUUGUCUCCGAGUUCUACCUCAACUCAUUUCACAAGGCAGGUAUGGACAAUACGCAGAUGAUUGUCGCGGCGGGCACCCCGGCCUUUUACCGUAGACCGCUGCUGAUCAACGCGCGGGAGGUCCUCCCUUUAAUAUACGUGCUCGCCUUCCUGUACAGUGUGUCUCAGCAGGUGAAGCGCACGGUGCUAGAGAAGGAGCUGCGCAUCCGGGAGGCGAUGCUCAUCAUGGGCCUGAAGCAGUGGACGCUGUACGUGAGCGACUUCGUUGUCCAGCUAUUUAUCUUCGUCAUGACGUGUAUUCUGUGCACCGUCAUGCUGAAGACAACGUACGUUACCAAGAGCGACCCGAUGGUACUCUUUUUAAUCUUCUUCAUCUUCGCCCUGACGACGAUCCCGCUGUCCGGCAUCAUCGCCGCCUUCUUCAGCAAGGCCCGACUCGCCUCCCUCGUCGCCCCUGUGAUAUACUUUAUCCUUGUUAUUCCCAUGUUUGCCAUGGCUAACGCUAAAGGUUCGAUCGUUACCGGCUUCUCCAUGUUUUCGCCCAGCGGAUUCGCCGCGGCGCUCAACGUGUUUCUCGUCCACGAAACGGGGAGCGGGUGCGGGAGGCGUGAAAUCACCUCCUCGCACGACGACCCGACGAUGGCGGUCAUCCUCGGGAUGCUGACGGCGGACUUCUUCCUCUACUACCUGCUGAUGCUCUACCUGGACGCCGUGGUGCCGAAGGAGUGGGGCACGCCGAAGCACCCGCUGUUCUUCGUUCUGGACCCCAUCGACUGGUGCUUCCAGCGCAAGCACAAGCGGCUGGAGGGCGGCCCCGACGGCCGUGCGGAGAACGGCGUGUUCGAGACGACGGACUACGCGGACGACGUCGUGUCGUUCGACGGCCUGCGCAAGGAGUACACGCGCGGCGGUGAGAGGUUCCUUGCGGUGAACAACCUGUACUGGGGGAUGCAGGAGGGCGAGAUCUCCGUGCUGCUGGGCCACAACGGCGCCGGCAAGACGACGGUGCUGAACAUGAUGACGGGGAUGACGGAGCCGGACGAGGGCGACUGCUACAUCUACGGGCACUCUGUGCGCACGGAGAAGAGCGCUGUGCGGCAGCUGCUGGGGUUCUGCCCGCAGCACAACAUCCUGUGGUCGGAGCUGACGUGCCGCGACCACCUGGAGUUCUACGGGAAGAUCAAGGGGCUGAAGGGGUGGGAGCUGGAGGACGCGAUCUGCGGCAUGCUGUUCGAGACGGACCUGCUGGACAAGAUGGACCAGCCGGCCGGCCGCCUCUCUGGUGGCAUGAAGCGCAAGCUGUCGAUUGCGAUCGCGUUCGUGGGCGGCAGCCGCCUGGUGUUUCUCGACGAGCCGACUGCCGGCCUGGACGUCGGCGCGCGGCGCCAGGUGUGGGAGCUGCUGAAGCGCAUGGCGCAGUCGCGGACGCUGCUGCUGACGACGCACUACAUGGACGAGGCGGACCUGCUGGGCAGCCGCAUCGGGAUCAUGAGCCAGGGCCGUCUGAAGUGCACGGGCAGCAGUCUGUUCCUGAAGUCGCGCCUCGGCGUUGGCUACAACAUCGUCAUCUCCAUCGACCCCGAGAUCGACGCGGCCAGCGUGGACGACGCGGUGCUCGGCGCGGUGGCGGGUGCGACGGUGCUGGGGCACAACGGGUGCGAGUUGAGCUAUCAGCUGCCGUCCAGCAGUGUGGAUCAGUUCCCCGCCUUGUUGAGCGAGAUCGACUCCGUGGAGGCGGAGGGUAUUCGCGGCUACGCCUUGUCGGCGACGACGCUGGAGGAGGUGUUUCUGAAGGUGUCGGAGGAGGACUUGGAUUUCCGCGGCCGCGGAACGGAGGAGGGCGACGUGGAGCUGAUCUGGAGCUGCGAGGUGACGACCUCUGCGCUGUGGUCGCAGUUCCGCGCGAUCAUGGAGAAGCGCCUCUGGAACGCGCUGCGUGACCGUCGGAUGCAGUGCUUCCAGAUCGUGUGCCCGGUGCUGUGUAUCCUGAUUGCGAUGUUGCUGAGCCUGGUGCAGUACCGUACCCCGCAGACGCUCUCGUUGACGUACGAUAUGUUUAGGCAGCAGCCGCGAUCUGUGAUGGACACCGCCUUCUGCUACCAGAUGUGGGGCACCGAGCCGUACGACGAAGGCUUUACCGUGAACGAAACCUACUUCCAGACGGCGGCGAUGUUGUCGGAGAUGCUGCUGGACACGUGGUAUGUGCACGCAGAGCCGCGCUACGGUGCUGUGUCCUGCUUGGAUGCGAACAUGACGUACACAUUGCAGGGGCAGCAUGCAUGGCGCGGGAACCACGUGAAUGUGUUUCUGUAUAACAGCUCCUCGUAUCAUCAAGUGGCGCUGAACUUUGCCUCCUUUUACGACCUCUUCCUCAAGCACUUCAAAGGAUCCGAUGCCUACAACAUGAAGUACACCGCAACGCUCUUUAAUAAACCCUCCACCACCUCGCAGCUCAGCUUCGUCUUCAUCGGCGCGUUGAUCAUGGUCCCCUUCACCUUCCUGCCCUCCAACCCGGUGGCGUGGAUCGUGAAGGAGCGGCAGUGCGGGGCGCGGCACCUGCAGAACCUCUGCGGGCUGAACUUCUUUGUGUACUGGGGGGCGAGCUUCCUCUUCGACAUGGCCGCCUACUUCAUCACGAUGCUGCUGUGCGUUUUGAUAUUCGCCUGCUUCAACCGACAGGAGUUCACCGCGCCGGAUCGCGUCGGUGGUACUUUUGUGCUGUUCAUCGUGUACGGCUUCACGAGCACGGCGUUCGGCUACUGCCUCAGCUUUCUGUUUCGGGAAAGCACCACUGCCCAAAGUGUUGUCAUGGGUGUGAGCUUCGUUGCUGGCUUUCUUUUGUUGAUGAUCGUUUACGUCCUCUCGCUUGACGCCGAGAAUGUAAGUAUUGCGAAUAAAAUGCGUUGGGGCUUUCGCGUCAUCCCGUCGUACUGCAUCGGCGAGGGCAUCGUUAACUUGCUGACCCUCACCGGCAAGGUGAAUAUCGGCUCCGCGACAGGUGUGUGGGACAUGGACCAGCUCGGGUGGUCGCUGGUGUACAUGACGGCAGAGUUCCCUGCCCUGUGCAUCAUCACACUGCUGGUCGACCACCCGGCGGUGGGGAGCCUCUGUCAGCGUCUGCGCUACCGGCGCGGUGCGGCACCAAUUAUCCCGAGUGAUGAAGACUCGGACGUGGAGGACGAGCGCGAGGCGGUGUACGAGGCCGAGAGCGACGUCGAGGACGCGACGGACGUGGUGCGUGUGGUGAACUUGCAGAAGAAGUACUCGAACGGGAACGUGGCGGUGAAGGGCAUCACCUUCUCCAUCUUCCCCGGCGAGGUCUUCGGCCUGCUGGGCACGAACGGCGCGGGAAAGACGACGACGAUAUCGAUGCUGUGUCAGCAGUUCCUGCCCACCGGGGGCAGCGCGUACGUGUGCGGGUACGACAUCGUAACGCAACGUGCGGCUGCGCUGCAGUGCAUCGGCUACUGCCCGCAGUUCGACGGGACGCUGGACCUGCUGACGGUGGAGGAGCAGCUGCAGAUGUACGCGGGGAUCCGCGGUAUUGCGCGUUGGCAGUGGGGUGCGCUGGUGGAUGCGCUGUGCACGCUGUGCGAGCUGACGACGUACCGCAAGACGGUGACGGGCGAGCUGUCGGGCGGCAACCGGCGCAAGCUGUCGGUGGCGAUGUCCCUGGUGGGUGGGCCGCUGGUGCUGUUCCUGGAUGAGCCGUCCGCCGGCAUGGACCCCGUAGCGCGGCGCGGGAUGUGGACGGCGAUCCAGCGCGCGGCGAAGCACUGCUCCGUUGUGCUGACGACGCACCACCUGGAGGAGGUGGAGGCGCUGGCGGACAUCGUCGCGAUCAUGGUGCGCGGGUAUAUCCGCUGCAUCGGCGACAAGGUGCACCUGAAGAACAAGUUCGGCAGCGCGUUCGAGGUGAGCGUGCGGCUGUCCUCUGCGCGACACGCCGACGGCUUCGUUGCUUUCAUGAAGGGCGAGUUCCCUGACGCGAAGAUGAACGAGGGCGACGGCCGCCGCUUUGUGUACCAGCUGCCGCGUGAUCGCGGGUUCGGCGACAUCUUCGAGGUGUUCCAGACGAGCAAGAAGGAUCUGCACAUCACCGACUACAGCGUGUCGCAGACGUCGAUUGAGCAGGUAUUCUUGCUCGUACGUGAAGAGGCCAUGCACCUCACUCAGUAG
This is a messenger RNA of Leptomonas pyrrhocoris, 7770 nucleotides long. RefSeq names its product ATP-binding cassette protein subfamily A member 3 putative (ABCA3). Gene Ontology annotation, biological process: lipid transport; transmembrane transport. The transcript has a single exon. The coding region runs from base 2083 to 7770 and encodes 1895 amino acids. The record is from RefSeq and is a predicted model, not a curated record. Gene Ontology annotation, molecular function: ABC-type transporter activity; lipid carrier activity; ATP binding. Lineage: Eukaryota; Euglenozoa; Kinetoplastea; Trypanosomatida; Trypanosomatidae. Gene Ontology annotation, cellular component: membrane; intracellular membrane-bounded organelle.